CGCACAGUGGGGAGAGACCUUACAAAUGUCAACAAUGCAGGAAAGCCUUUAAGCAUUCCUCGGCGCUCAUUGUGCACCGGAGGAUUCAUAAUGGGGAGAGGCCUUAUAAAUGUAAGCAGUGUGGAAAAGCCUUUACUCAGUCCUCGUCCCUCACUGCCCAUCAGCGAACUCACAGUGCAGAGACCCCUGAUCAAAGUCAGGCGUGUGGGACGGCCUUUAGGUGUUCCUCAGACCUUACUCUGCACAUGCAGACUCACGGUGGAGCCUCGCCCUUUCAGUGUAAAGAAUGCAAGAAAGUGUUUAAAGGUUCCUCAGCACUGACCCUACACAGAAGGAGCCAUGGUGGAGACAGGUCUUAUCCGUGUAAAGAAUGUGGGAAAGUUUUCCCUCGCUCCUCACAGCUCACCCGACAUUUGCGCGCUCACAGUGGCGACAGGCCCUAUCCGUGUACAGACUGCAAGAAAGCCUUUAAGCAUUUCUCGGCGCUCAACUUACAUAGAAAGAUUCAUGACGGAGACCGGCCUUUUAAGUGUAAGCAAUGUGGGAAAGCGUUCAUUUGCUCCUCCCGGCUCACCAGACAUUUGCAAAAUCACAGCGCAGACAGGCCUUAUCUGUGUGAGGAAUGUGGGAAAGCCUUCAAAGAUCACUCAGCACUCGGUGUACACAGGAGGAUUCACAACGGAGACAAACCUUGUCGAUGUCAGCAAUGUGGGAAAGCCUUCAUUUUCCCCUCCCAUCUCACGGUUCACAUGCGAACUCACAGCGGAGACAGGCCCUAUCGGUGUAAGGAAUGUGGAAAGGCCUUUUCCACCUCCUCAGCCCUCACCACUCAUAUGUGGACACACAGUGGAGAGCGGCCGUAUGAAUGUCAGCAGUGUGGGAAGGCCUUUGGCCAAGCCUUCAAACUUAGAAAACAUCAAAGGACUCACAGUGGAGAGCGGCCUUAUGACUGUGAGGAAUGUGGGAAAGCCUUCAGGGAUUCCGCCAAACUCACUGUACAUAGAAGGGUUCACAGCGGAGAGAAGCCUUAUAAAUGCCAGCACUGUGGGAAAGCCUUCACUUGUUCCUACCUUCUCACUAGGCAUUUGCAAGCCCACAGCGGAGGAGACAGGCCCUAUCGGUGUAAGGAAUGCGGGAAGGCCUUUUCCACCUCCACGGUCCUCACCAUUCAUAUGCGGACACACAGUGGAGAGCGGCCGUAUGAAUGUCAGCAGUGUGGGAAGGCCUUCAGCCGGGCCUUCAGCCUCACGAAACAUCAGAGAACUCACACUGGAGAGAGGCCGUACGACUGUGAGGAAUGUGGGAAAGCCUUCAGGGAUUCCGCCGCACUCACAAUUCAUAGAAGAACUCACAGCGGAGAGAAGCCUUAUAAAUGCCAGCACUGUGGGAAAGCCUUUACUUGCUCCCCCCAUCUCAGUAGGCAUUUGCGAACUCAUGGUGGAGGAGACAGGCCCUAUCGGUGUAAGGAAUGUGGGGAGGCCUUUUCUAGCUCCACGGCCCUGACUGCACAUAUCCGAACACACAGUGGAUAGCACCCACCUGAAUGUUGGGUGUAUGGGAAAGCUUUGCCAAGCCUCACACCUAACUGAACAUGAUAGAUCUUGCAGUAGAGAGAGGCCUUAGGAAUAUGCGGAAGGUUUUACUUCUCACAUCUCACUAUACAUUUGUGAAAUAUAGUGUGAGAUGCUUUAAUUGAAUAACCAAGCAGCAACAGCCCACGUGGAAGAAGCACACCAGCCUGUGUGAUCACGAGGUGCCAAAGGGAUCAGUU
Molecule: messenger RNA, 1771 nt
Organism: Echinops telfairi (small Madagascar hedgehog)
Lineage: Eukaryota; Metazoa; Chordata; Mammalia; Afrosoricida; Tenrecidae
Product: zinc finger protein 420-like
Exons: 2
Coding region: 246-1532 (428 amino acids)
Biological process (GO): regulation of transcription by RNA polymerase II; central nervous system development
Cellular component (GO): nucleus
Molecular function (GO): RNA polymerase II cis-regulatory region sequence-specific DNA binding; DNA-binding transcription factor activity, RNA polymerase II-specific
Source: RefSeq, a predicted model, not a curated record